UUCCAGCGCCAGUUCGUGAGGAAGUGUUGACCCACGGGAGCGUUUGGACGGCGCCCGCCGGAAAGGAGCUAGUGCCGCGUUCAAGAGGUGAACGAAAGAAAGGGUUACCUGUUUUAUGUCUUCUUAUUCUGGGUUUAUCUUCUGUUUGGUUAAGAACUAUGUCAUGGAUCAAAGAAGGAAAGUUGUCACUGUGGGAGCGGUUCUGUGCCAACAUCAUAAAGGCAGGCCCUAUGCCCAAACACAUUGCAUUUAUAAUGGAUGGGAACCGCCGCUAUGCUAAGAAGUGCCAAGUAGAUCGGAAGGAGGGCCACUUACACGGCUUCAACAAGCUGGCUGAGACUCUUCACUGGUGUUUGAACCUGGGCAUCCGAGAAGUGACGGUCUACGCGUUCAGCAUUGAGAACUUCAAACGCUCCAAAAGUGAAGUAGACGGGCUAAUGGAUAUGGCCCGGCAGAAAUUCAGCCUUUUGCUGGAAGAAAAGGAGAAACUGGAGAAGCAUGGGGUAUGUAUCCGGGUCCUGGGUGAUCUGCAUUUGCUGCCCUUGGAUAUCCAGGAACUGAUUGCACAAGCUGUGCAGGGCACCAAGAACUACAACCAGUGUUUCUUGAACAUCUGCUUUGCAUACACGUCCCGUUAUGAGAUCAGCAGUGCUGUGAGAGAGAUGGCCUGGGGAGUGGAGCAAGGCCUGCUGGAUCCCAGUGAUGUCUCUGAGUCUCUGCUUGAUAAGUGCCUCUAUACCUGCCAUUCUCCUAAUCCUGACAUCCUGAUACGGACUUCCGGAGAAGUGAGGCUAAGCGACUUCCUCCUCUGGCAGGCCUCCCACUCCUGCCUGGUGUUCCAGCCUAUUCUGUGGCCAGAGUACGUGUUUUGGAACCUCUGUGAGGCCAUCCUGCAGUUCCAGAUGAACCAUAGCAUGCUUCAGCAGAAGGCCCGAGACAUGUACACAGAGGAGCGGAAGAGGCAGCAGCUGGAGAGGGACCAGGCUGCAGUGACAGAGCAGCUGCUGCAGGAGGGGCUCCAGGCCAGUGGGGACGCCCAGCUCCGACGGACACGCUUGCACAAACUCUCAGCCAGACGGGAAGAGCGAGUCCAAGGCUUCCUGCAGGCCUUGGAACUCAAGCGGGCUGACUGGCUGGCACAUCUGGGCACUGCAUCAGCCUGAGUGAGGCUGGCCUCCUGCCACUUUGCCCUGCCCUCUGCCUACAGGGCCCCACUCCCCUUUUUUUUUCUUGAUGAAGGGCACCUCCCUCCUGAUGAUAAAUUGUUUCCUUUGCUUGGUGGGGAGCCCCAGAGGCCAGUUUAUGAGGGCCAUAGAUACCUUUGGGUUGCCUGGGACAGUAGCCCCUGGGGAGGGUUAAGGGUGAGAGUCUCCCACAAGUACACUAAACCCAGCUCUGGUCACCAAUAGGUUUGGAGAGCAGAGGGCUCCCGGCUCUUCUGCUGCCUGCUCCUUCCGCCUUUGCCACCUCUACCUGUGCUCCUAGAUGCACUUUCUUUUUCCACCAGCACGUCUUUCAACACAGAAUAGCGGGGAAUAGGUCUCCCCAAAACCCUCGUCCUGUACCCAUCCAUCUUGGCCUUCCACUUGACUUUCACAAAAGAUUUGGCUCCACCUUGGGUCUGCUGGUAAAUAGCUAAUAGGCAGCCAGCGUCAUUUGGACAAGGAAGGGGAGGGAGAGACAAAAUUUGCCCAUCUGCUGCUCCUCCUCCUUGGCUCUCCACCUGGGAUUUGCUAUUGAAUCUCUACCCCUCCCACCACGCAGUGCUGAUUGCUCAGUGAAAGGCUCAGCGCCCCCAAUGGCGCACGGAAGCCAGGCAGUGAUUACAAUCCAAUUACCUAUUGUCGACUCAGCCCACACAAGCUUUCCUCCUCUUGCAGGGCCCAGGGCCAGGCUCCACUCCCUAGUGAGACCAGCCCCCUCUAUGGCUCCAGGGUAAAAGAAAGGCCUGUAGGCCCUGGUGAAUCUAGUCCAGCACAAGCCUCCUUCCCUGGAACACAUCAGUACCAAGAGCACAAAAACAAGCACUUCCCAACUGACUGCCUCCUGCCCUCACCAUCUCAGACUCUGCUUCCCACCUCCUCAAUCUUUGCGGCUUCUCUCAGCUUUUUGACCUGGUCCUAAAUAGGUCCUAAAUAGGCCGAGAAUGUAUUUUCAGCAUGGCAGAGUCUCAAUUUAUGAGGGCCAAGGCUGCCCAGCAGGAAAAAGAGGGUCAAGUUCAGGGCUCUGUCCUUUCCCUUCUCUCCCUGCCAGGCCUCACUGCAGAUAGGAUUAGUGCCUUUGAAGAGCUGUCCGCCUGAGCAACUGUGCUUCAGGUGCCCCAUCGCAGCAAGCACCAGCCCGUAACACCAAUGGCUACUCUGUUUAGUCUUGCCAUUUUACUUUCUGCAAACUCCCCAGCAUUUCCCUCUAGGGGAGAGGCAGGGUCUUGCAAGACGUGCUAGAGUAUACUCUUUAAUCCCCUGACUUUCCUAUAGUCUCCUCACCGCCUUCCUGUGCCUGGAUACCUGGCACAAGAGACCCCUUGGCUAUCAUCGCUGCUUCCGGAAUCAAACUUAAAUGCCAGACACUGCGAUCGAGAAGCCAAUCAAUGCACCCUUUGGCAAGCCCCCCACACACCUGGCACAGGGUUCCCAGAGAGCAGGUGCUGUACAUUUUCCAGCUUUACAAUGGGGCUGUUGACAGCCUUAAUUAGGGAGGCAUGAAUUACGGGGCUAUAAUGCAGAGCCCUACAAUUAAGGCGGGAAUGAGGGGCUGGAGGCAGCAAAAGAAUCUGCCCUGUGAGCAUGGCUGAGUCCUGUCUCCGUUCUGGGUUUUCCCUAAUAUGAUUGGGGUUCAGAAGUGAUUAAUGGGGCUGGUAUCUCUUUUGCCUGAGGUCCUGUAUUCUGGGAAAGGUACAGAAUGGGGUGGGGUGGGGAGGGGCUGCCUCAGGAACACUGUAGGGGUUGGAAGAAGAGGCUGAGAGGCCACUGCUGCCCAGGAACGGGCUGCAAAUAGUUGAUUUGAACUUCUGGUUGCUUUCUACCGGUAUAACUUGUACAAACCAGCUUCCACCCUUGCCUCAAUAAACUAGGUGGACCUAUUUAAAUGACCUUCCCACCUGUGAGUCAAGCCCCCA
This is a messenger RNA of Rhinolophus ferrumequinum (greater horseshoe bat), 3118 nucleotides long. RefSeq names its product dehydrodolichyl diphosphate synthase subunit (gene DHDDS). NCBI's taxonomy places the organism in Eukaryota, Metazoa, Chordata, Mammalia, Chiroptera, Rhinolophidae. The record is from RefSeq and is a predicted model, not a curated record. Gene Ontology annotation, biological process: polyprenol biosynthetic process. The coding region runs from base 159 to 1163 and encodes 334 amino acids. Gene Ontology annotation, cellular component: dehydrodolichyl diphosphate synthase complex; endoplasmic reticulum. Gene Ontology annotation, molecular function: ditrans,polycis-polyprenyl diphosphate synthase [(2E,6E)-farnesyl diphosphate specific] activity. The transcript is spliced from 9 exons.